Arxiozyma heterogenica is the source of this 630-nucleotide messenger RNA. It is a transcript of the gene TMA23, whose product is annotated as Tma23p. NCBI's taxonomy places the organism in Eukaryota, Fungi, Ascomycota, Saccharomycetes, Saccharomycetales, Saccharomycetaceae. The coding region runs from base 1 to 630 and encodes 209 amino acids. The record is from RefSeq and is a predicted model, not a curated record. The transcript has a single exon. Gene Ontology annotation, cellular component: nucleolus. Gene Ontology annotation, molecular function: nucleic acid binding.
AUGGGAAAGAAGGCAGAACAUUUGAGAAGAAUUGAUAGUAAAGAAUAUUUAAAAUCUUACGGCUGGAAGGAAGGUGAAGCUUUGAAGAAUGGUGGGUUAAAGAAACCAAUUCUUGUUAAACAUAAAAGAGAUAGGAAAGGAUUGGGUACCACGCCUGGGAAUGAUGACUCAGAGGCGUGGUGGGAACGAUUGUUUGAUGGUCAGUUGAAGAGUUUGGAUGUUUCUACAGGUAAUAAAGCAGGUGAUGGGAUUGUUUUUAAACAAAAUAAGAUUGUUGUUAGUAGUGUAUCUAAACAGAACUCUCCAUUGUAUCAAUGGUUUGUAAAGGGAGAAGGUCUGAAAGGUACGAUAGAUAAUAAGUACUCACAAGAAGUUGAUACAAAAGUAGUAUCAUCUAAUAUAAUAAUAUCGGAUGUAAAGGAUAGUAAAAUGAAACAAAAGGAAAAGAGGAAGAGUGAAAAGAAGAAAUCUAGACGUAAAAGGUCAAGGAAGGACGAUAAUGACUAUGAUGAUAAAAAGGAUGGAUCUAGUAAAUCUAAAAGACAUAAGAAGUUUAGGAAAGAGAAAAAACAAAAAAGCGAUAAAAAAUCUGAAAAAAAAAAGAAGAAGAAGGAGCACAAGAAACACUGA